Molecule: messenger RNA, 2287 nt
Organism: Procambarus clarkii (red swamp crayfish)
Lineage: Eukaryota; Metazoa; Arthropoda; Malacostraca; Decapoda; Cambaridae
Gene: IntS11
Product: integrator complex subunit 11
Biological process (GO): snRNA processing
Cellular component (GO): nucleus
Molecular function (GO): RNA endonuclease activity
Source: RefSeq, a predicted model, not a curated record
AGCCCCUCAGCGACCAGACAAUAACAAACUCUGCCGUGAAUCUGGUUAUUAUGUAACUUUUCCAGUAUAUUACAGCCUCCAUUAUGCCUGACAUCAAAGCCACACCUCUUGGUGCCGGCCAGGAUGUGGGGCGCAGUUGCAUCUUGGUUACCAUUGGUGGCAAGAACAUUAUGCUGGACUGUGGUAUGCACAUGGGGUACAAUGAUGAUCGUCGGUUCCCAGAUUUCUCCUACAUCACAGAGGGUGCCUUGACUGAUUACCUUGACUGUGUUAUUAUCAGUCACUUCCACUUGGACCACUGUGGAGCGUUGCCCUUUAUGACAGAAAUGGUUGGUUACAAUGGUCCCAUAUAUAUGACACAGCCUACAAAAGCUCUUUGUCCUGUUCUUUUGGAAGACAUGAGAAAGGUUGCUGUCGAGAGGAAGGGCGAGACAAACUUCUUCACGUCUGGUAUGAUAAAAGACUGCAUGAAGAAAGUCAUCACAGUUUCUCUGCACGAGACAAUGCAGGUUGACAGUGAGUUGGAGAUCAAAGCGUAUUAUGCCGGACAUGUUCUUGGAGCUGCCAUGUUCCACAUUAAAGUGGGCUCACAGAGUCUUGUGUAUACAGGUGAUUACAACAUGACUCCAGAUAGGCACCUUGGCGCUGCGUGGAUUGACAAGUGUCGUCCAGAUCUUCUAAUUUCUGAAUCCACGUAUGCCACAACAAUUCGAGACUCAAAACGGUGCAGAGAGCGGGACUUUCUUAAGAAAAUCCACGACUGUGUAGACAGGGGAGGCAAGGUGCUCAUUCCAGUGUUUGCUCUUGGCCGUGUCCAGGAGCUGUGCAUCCUCCUUGACACCUACUGGGACCGAAUGAAUCUCAAAGUGCCCAUAUAUUUCACUAUGGGUCUUGCAGAAACGGCAAAUAAGUACUACCGAAUGUUCAUCACGUGGACAAAUCAGAAAAUCAGACAAACUUUUGUACAUCGUAAUAUGUUUGACUUUAAGCACAUAAAACCAUUUGACAAGUCGUACAUGGAGAAUCCCGGACCUAUGGUGGUGUUUGCUACCCCAGGCAUGCUGCACGCCGGACUCUCCCUAGCAGUAUUUAAAAAAUGGGCCCCCAAUUCAAACAAUAUGGUGAUCAUGCCGGGGUACUGUGUGCAGGGUACAGUGGGUCACAAGAUCCUAAAUGGUGCCAAGAAGGUGGAUUUUGAAAACAGAACGAGUGUCGAUGUCAAUUUGUCUGUUGAAUAUAUGUCAUUCAGUGCCCAUGCUGAUGCAAAAGGUAUCAUGCAGUUAAUUCGACACUGUGAGCCGAAGAAUGUGAUGCUGGUUCAUGGUGAGAACGCCAAGAUGGAUUUCUUAAGACAGAAGAUCAUGCAGGAAUUCAACAUCAACUGCUACAAGCCUGGAAAUGGAGAGACAUCAAUUAUACCAGUUUCAAGUAAUCUUGACGUAGAGGUGUCACUUCCUCUACUGAAGCACACCAUAUCUGCUGUCUCACAGCCAGCCCUUGCUGCACCAACCUCUUCAAAGUCCAGUACUAAUGAAGAAGCACAGCCAAAAAAACAGAAGGUCUAUGAAUCAAAGAAACAGAAAGUUCUUCAUGGAGUUCUCAUCAUGAAAAAUAAUGGGGUGAGAAUAGUUGGUGUAAAUGAGGCUUGGAGUGAGCUGGGAGUGGCCUCACAUCAGCUCAGAUUCACCGAGAGAAUUGAAGUAGAUGAUCACGGCCCAGUCCCAGCUCUGACGUCUUCUAUGCACACACUCCUCUCCCAGAAGCUGGGAGCAUCCCAGGUACAGGCAGUGAGUGAGUGCCAGCUCUCAGUAGCUGACUCUGUCUUCAUCAAUAUUCGUGAUGAUGAUUCCGGCAGGGCUAUCCUUCUCUCUUGGACGCACCAGGAUGAGGCCCUUGGAAGCAAACUCUUAGACAUCAUAAAAACUACUUACAAGAAGUAAUAAUCCAGAAAGACUUCUUAGUACAUAUUCAGAGAACAUGUAUGAAUUUCAGUGGUAAGCAAUAAACAAAAAUAUUGUGCAGAUCUUUUGAGUACUGUUCAAUUUUUUUUUUCAUUUGUGUUGCUCUUUGAGGGAGGGAUCUCCCCAGGAGGAGAAUAUCUCAUCUGAAUCCUGCCCAUACUUUUGUAUCAUGAAAUAGGAUGUUUAGUGUAUUACCAUGUUCUUUAGUCUCCACCAGUAUUUCGUUCCUCUCAAUUCCAAUUCCUAGAUGUAGUCACAAUGCAAUCCUAUUUCAGAUGAACAUAUUUUAAAAUGUAUUUUAUAUCUAUUAAAAGUGUUACUUUUUA